Messenger RNA from Drosophila sulfurigaster albostrigata, 530 nucleotides. RefSeq lists its product as uncharacterized. The coding region runs from base 131 to 508 and encodes 125 amino acids. The record is from RefSeq and is a predicted model, not a curated record. NCBI's taxonomy places the organism in Eukaryota, Metazoa, Arthropoda, Insecta, Diptera, Drosophilidae. The transcript has 2 exons.
CCUAUAAAGGAACAAUAUUUUCACCACUCUAAACGCAGCGCCAAAGGAAAGAAGUAAGAAGACAAAGUCGCGGUAAAAUCAGAACUUUGUUUUUGUUCGGGAGUGCAUCAAGCAAGGAUAAUUAAGCAACAUGACGAUUAGCUGGGUAUCUACAUCUACAUCCAUAUCUGAAUCCACGACACAACCCCCAACUCCGGAGGUAAUUGAGAUUGAAAUAGAUGUUGCUCCUGCUCAAAGGAAGAAGUAUCCCCCCAGUGUGGUGAUCAUAUCAAUCGUGUUACUAAUACUCUUUGUCAUAAUCGUGUCAUACGCGUACCCUGGAAUCAAUAUACACGCAACUAAAACAACCUCUUCCGUGUCCCACAAUAAAUGGGUGACGGGAUCACAUAAAGUUAUAUCGACUAGGAUCAAAAUAUCACAUCAGAAAACUGGAGAACAUAAAACGCGAAAAUAUAAGCACAGUAAAUCUUCGGGAUCACAUCAUAAGCAAGGAAAGAAAAGUGGUUGAUUCUAGGGACUUUGCAAUUUAA